This is a messenger RNA of Cladocopium goreaui, 5564 nucleotides long. NCBI's taxonomy places the organism in Eukaryota, Dinophyceae, Suessiales, Symbiodiniaceae. The record is from the annotation of a GenBank genome assembly.
CGCUGGCAGCAGCUGCAGGACUUGAGGAGGGCGGAAGGCGCGUUUUCACCGGGGAUCCCCUUGUGAGUUUGUUGAUGCCUGUGGAAGGCCUGGACGCUUUGCUCAUCGCCAUCGGCCCAGAUGCCUCUUUCAGCCGUGCCAAUGAGGCUGUCUUUAACUGGCUUCUUUUGGGUUUGAGUGGGCGAGAGGCAAUGAGCUCUGUGAGUGGCAGAUACGAGGUGUGCUUGAGUGAGCGGAACUUGAUUUUCUGCAAAAAGGCGGAUUUCCAGGAUCUCACGUUGCGAAGCGCAAGAUGGGAUGCGACUUCCCUGGUGGCGUCAGAUGAUUCAGACGUGGACUACUACGAAGAUAAGAAGACGCUGGGAGGAGAGGACGGUUGGAGGAUCGGAACCUUCAUCGAGAUGGUGAAGGUUGGGGACUGUCAAAAGUUGGGCGUCUUUGUCGGCCAGAACGAACUCUCUCAGGACCUAAAGAUGACUGUUGAGAAGUGGCCUGUGGUACAAGCCUUCGGUUAUGAUGAGUUCGGGAUGGGUUUUAUGACCCUGAACCGUCAGCUGGUGAAUUUGGAACCCAAACUCGCUGAGAUUUUCAGCUUUUGGGUCCAUUGGGAUCCUCCUAAGGUCUUGGGCGAAGCAGACCAUGCCAAAGCUGCAAAAGGCUUGGGCAUAUCCGCCAGUCAAAGGGACGACAGCUGUGCCGAGGAUGCUGUGCUCUUCCAUGAUCAACACAGCAGAGAGGAAGCCUUGGCUGCUGCGCCCAUCGUGGAUUACUUCAUCUACGGACGCCUCGAUGAUGAGGUGAACUGCGGGAUCAGUCCAUGCCCAAGGCUGCUGGUGGGGAAGCAGACACAACAGUACUUCACGAAAUCACGUGUGAUUUUGAUCAGUUGUCACCAAGCGAUGCCACUACUUGCACAUGCAAAAGCAAGGUUGGCUAAGGCUCAGGCAAAGAAGAAGGCGUCACAAGUUCCUGGGUCAGAUGACGACCAAGAUGACCAGGACUUCCGGGUGAGCAUGAAGAAGACACAAGUAACCACCUUCGAAGAGGCAUUGACCAACCAUGAUAUCACCCGUGCAAACCGCUUUCACAAGCAGCUUCAGUCUGCAGGACCUUCUGCUGGUUACCGACUUCAGAGUGGCACAGCAGGCACCAUGGUAGGAGUUGCUCGAGCAAAUUCGCUCUCCAAUGCUGCACCAGGGUACAAUCCUGAGUUCCUUAUCCCAUACAUCCAAGGGGACUCUGUGGAGUCAAUGCACAUACGUCUUGGGCUCACUGUGCUUUGGCAAACAUACCGGUUCUUCUUCCAACCACUCCUCCAACUCGACACUGGUGACAUGGUCCCUUCACUUGGGUACGCAAACACGAUCUCACUAGCCAUGGCAGGAAUGGCUGCGGCAUCAGGCAUGGAUCUCGAAAGCAUGAAUAGAUGUCUUGAUCUGCUUCCUGGGAACUAUACGGUGUACACAGUGGAUCAGCGCUGGGCUGCUGGGAUUGCAGCUGCCAUGGACACUCCUGGGCACAUCGCUACUGCUCUUUUGAGUUUGUUUCGCCCACGUCACGCUUCAAGGCUCUUUGAUGGGACCGCAACGGCACCACUCUUAACUGCCCGCCCUACUGCGCAUUACCUGUCAGCUGCACCAUUCUUUGAACGACUCCCGCAAGAGUCAAUAGACUCUGUCAUGGCUAUGUUUGAAAAGGUCUUGUACCGCGAGGUAACUACUGACCAAGUUGCCCAGGUCUUCGCAUGCAGUGUGCUUCAGCUGGUAAAGCCGGUGAACAUGUCUGCACACGAUGCCUAUCAUAAAGCUCGUGAAAGGGCGGCAUGCCUUAAGUUGAGAUGCCCUCAGCUUGGCUCUGAGAUGGCCAAUGAGCCGUCGGAGUCGUUGAAUGACUAUCUGAACCCAGCUGCGGCAGUGAGCAAGGAGUUGUACGAGACAUUCAACCGAGAUGCUGCAUCAAGAGCCCCAUUGAUCAACUGGGCUGAUCUGCUACAGCACAGCCCAGUGGCAGCACUCAGGGUGGCAUGUCAACAGCUGAUCCCUCUUCUUGCCUACAACAGCUCAAGCUGGUUUGUGAUAACAGAUCUUGUCUUGUCGAUGUUUCCUCUCAUCGAGGGAAUUCGGCAGCUCGAGCCAUGUAUGAUCUACUGGCGAUCUAUCAAAGCCUUUGCAGCUAAGUACAAGAAGAAUCCAAGAGAGUUGGCAUUGGCGCGUGUCAAAGGAGUCGAUGGUGCUCAGGUGUUUAGCAGGAAUGGUAUAGAGCCCCUCAUCGCCCUUAGCGCGAGGAUUGGGGCAAAAGUGGCUCGACCAUCUUGGGAACGUGUGGAAACAUCAAAGAAAGACCUCCUGGUGGACGAGCAGCUCGUUGAGUCAAUUGUCAGCGAGUGCGUGGAGCAGUUGGAUGAGAACAAGCGUGUCCUUUUGAAGAGCAUUGGGACUGAUGAGGAUGAAGACGAUGACUACGAGGCAGUGGAUCCAAUGACAGGUGUGGCCAUGACAAGAACCUAUGGCCUUAUGACACCGUUUGAUACAAAGAUGAAGGUGUGGCACGGGCCGGAACGGCUGGAAGGGAUGGAAUAUGUUCCAGACAUUUUCGAUUGUGGCAUUGAUGCCUUUGGUGCUCCGGUCUCCACAGGCAGUGGAUUGCGUUUCCUUCGCAUCAGCUGCCGCUUGGACGACAACAGCUACGUGGCCUAUGGUGACAGCACCUUUGGAAAGACAUUACUUGGAGAGACGCUGCCGUCCUUCGCAUUUUGGCACGCGCAGACUGAGAAGGCCAGAUCCUUGGACAUCCAAAAUGGUCUGGAGACAGCCCUGGGCCUCAAACUCGACUGGGGCCGCUCUGUAGCUUUAGGACACCGCAAAGAUGUGCGUGUUUAUCUAGAUCCACCUGAGCAGCCACCAGAUCCACUGGACUUGGGUGAGGAGAUGGAGCCAAUCGACGUGGAGAUCCAUUGCGACCUGGCUGUAGCUGUCGUAACUGCAAGCAGCGGCGGUGUGGUUCCUGUUGGGCUGGCUGCGGGCACUGCGUGGACCUAUGCUUCAGGAUAUGUGCUCUUGACACUUCAGCGAGAGUCCCUACAGUCCACAGCAGCUGCAUCCAAGGGUCAACUCUGGGUUUCAAUGGAUCUCAGUGGAUCCACUGAGCACCUCGAGCUGCAAAAAAUUGCGGCCUUGAGCCGCGGAUUUUUCGGCAGGCCGUGGCUGAAGGUCGCGAUCAGUGUCAGUCCCAGCACCUUAUCCACUUGGCGGAACCAGCUAGCACCCCCUGUGCAUGUGGGUGUCUCCACAGGCUCAACAGUUGUUGCCUCGGCACCAGCACCUACGGCACCAGCACCUACGGCACCAGCACCGCAGACACAGAAGCAGCUGCUGGUGACGGGUUUACCCGGCUGCGGCGCCAUCGAUGUAGCAAAGGCGCUGGCGCGAUUGCUUCAUGCGCCCUUUUUUGACCUCGAAGAUGGCACCACAACGGACUCCAAGAUGGAUCAGUCACAAUUGCUCCGUCUUCAGCAAACGCAGGGAGAAGAGGACGACGAGGACGACAAGGACGACAAGGAUGACAAGGAGGACGAGGAGGACGAGGAGUGGCUGGUACUUUGUGAUGUACUGCGAGAUCCCUUACUGCUGCAGGCUCAGCUGCCGGAGCUGCGCGUGUUAUCCAUCAUGGAGCCGAUGAUCGCAUAUCCCUGGCACAGUGUCCGACAUCCGCUGCUGCGUCGAAACGCACCGCCGGGUGCAGUCGUGGCUGUUGGCCGCACCGGACAGAAGGAGACGCAGGUGCUCCUGCGACCUUUGACAAGUGACCUCUUAAGCGCUGUGACUGCGAGCCCUCACGGCAUCAGAGCGGCUUCAGGUGGUGAUAGCAUCAGUGUGAAUGCAGUCAUCGGAGCCUUUGAGAAAGGUCAUCAGUGGCAAAUGGCCAUGUGCGCCACGGGGCUUGGUCAGCCUGACAUUUUCAGGUGUUGCGCGUUGAUCACUGCAUGUAGGAGGGGCAUGCAGUGGGAGGGCGCUCUUCAUGAGUUCUAUCGCUUCUCAAUCCAUUCGCUGCCGCAUGUACCCAACACAGUGGCAUUCAGCGCUGCCAUCAGCGCGUGUGAGACUUGCGGCCAGUGGUUGCGGGCCAUGCACUUGUUUGAGUUGAUGACAGAUUUGGCUGUUCGACGCGAUCUCAUUUGCUUCAGUGCCAUGAUCAGCGCCUGUGAAAAGGUAGCAGCUUGGCAUUUGGCAUUGCACCUCUUUGAAUCAAUGGUGCAGGAGUCCUUGAGUCCUGAUGUUGUGAUGUUUAAUGCAGUGAUCAGCAGCUUUGAGAAGAGCCAACAGUGGCAACGAGCUUUGGCCUUGCUCCAAGAGAUGCCCAUGAAGAAAGUGAGACCAAGCCAAGUGAGCUUCAACUCUAUCAUCAGCGCCUUUGAGAAAGGGAACCAAUGGCAGCUGGCCCUACAGGUCUUGCACUCAAUGGAGGCCGAUGUUUUCAGUUUCAGCGCAGCCAUCAGCUCCUGCGAAAAAGCUGGAAAGUGGCAACUCGCGUUGCACGUGUUUCACGAAAGCAUGCCUUUGGCACGAGUGCAUCCGAACGAAUUCAGCUUCAAUUCCGCUUUGAGCUCUUGCGAAAAGGGCUCACAAUGGCAGAUAUCCCUGGAAUUUCUACACAUGAUGGCUUUCACAAUGCCGUUGUGUAUGCCACCGGAUAUUUUUAGUUUUUGCGCUGCCAUCAGUUCCUGUGAAAAGGCAGGGGAGUGGCAAAGAGCUUUGCAAAUUUUUGAGGAAAUGCCGGCGGCAAAAGUUUUGCCUAAUCAGAUCUGCUUCAAUGCUCUGAUUGGAGCAUGUGAGAAAGGUGAGGUUCCGCCAUCGCCAGACUCGCCCGUGGCAACGCGGUGCUUCGUGGUCUGUGGGGUUUUGGAUCUGCAGCGAUUGCGGCAGCGGCUGACCAUGUUCUGCAAAACUCCCUUGGCCAAAGACUCGCCUUGGAAGGGCCUAUUUUGCAUUGAGGUGAAGGCACUGGUGGUCGACAGUAGUGAAGAUUUCUGGUCCACCACAGACUUGACGAGCGACGGGACGAAAUUCUUGGUGGAGAAGAAUUUGGUCUUCACUGAAAAAGGCCAAGGAGUUCCUGUCAGAAACAUUGAUAAGUUGAACAUCACUCCGAGUUAUGGCCUAUCGGAGCCUUUGGCUUCCAAGCACGGUGCCUUGUUCUGGUUCUGCGACUGCCGAGCGGCGGCCGCCACAACCGCGGCGUCCGCUGUGGCAGCCGAGAUGGCGCAAUGCACGCUGCAAGAGCCCAAGGAGGAGGCCUUUUGGGCUCCCGAGACGGUGCCUGAAGAGCUCCGAAGAACGUUGGUCAAGGAAUUGCGGAGUCAGGGACCUCCCGAGGGCUACUCCUUUGAUGGCAACCGGUACAUCAACCAGGAAGACUAUCGAAGCCAAAAGGAUCAUCCGUUGCUGGUCGCCUCCAGAUUAAGUCAGCUGGCAGAGGAGCAGAACUCCGCGGAGCAGCACCGCCGUUGCCGAGCACGAGAGAUCUUGGCGCCUGGGUUUGAGCCAUGCGAAAUGGCGUUGCAGGAG